Adelges cooleyi (spruce gall adelgid) is the source of this 3359-nucleotide messenger RNA. RefSeq lists its product as uncharacterized. Gene Ontology annotation, cellular component: voltage-gated potassium channel complex. Bases 328 to 2337 code for a protein of 669 amino acids. Lineage: Eukaryota; Metazoa; Arthropoda; Insecta; Hemiptera; Adelgidae. The record is from RefSeq and is a predicted model, not a curated record. Gene Ontology annotation, molecular function: potassium channel activator activity; voltage-gated potassium channel activity; transmembrane transporter binding. The transcript is spliced from 2 exons.
CACGGACACUGUACCGCCGCAGUGGUCGCCGUAGCCCGUAGUACUACCGCAGGGGGAGUGACAAAAAAAAUCAACGCGCCGCGCCGUGGACGAAAAUAUCAACUGGCCGCCGGGAACAGUGUUUUUCGGCCUUACACCGACGCCACUAGUUGAUUCACGUCGAACCGCACGGGACCAUCCCUCGAUAAACCGCCGCAGGGUCGAGGACAUCCGCACCGAAUUCCCCGAGUGCGUGCGCGUCGUACCUAUUUAAUAAUAUUUUUUCGGUUCGGUUCGGUCGUCGAGGGUAUCACCACACAUUCCGCUGUUAUUUCAAAGGCUGCAUCAAUGAUGUUGAUAAUUACCACUGCACCUGCUCGAAAAGCAUAUUGUUUUCAAAGAAAUGCAGUAAUGGUAUCAUCAAUCAUGCAAGUACUUAUGUUCCUGUGCGUUUUGACUGGUAUGAGUGUAGCAUCCACUUCAUGUCCAAACAGAUGUAAGUGUUUCACUACCGUCCACGGUAUAUCGGCGGUCAAUUGUACUGACAUACCAACAGCAGUUGAAUCCUCUGGAAAUGAAUGGCCACAAAAAGUUCUUCGAAUACACUUCAAAGCUGGCCGCACCUCGCCAAUAAUGUUAAAAGACAGAAUAUUUAAACCCUUUCCUCGACUCACUUUUCUAGACAUCACAGGACACAAAAUUGGAUACGUGGGAAGUUUGGCGUUUGACGGUUUACCCGAAUUGGUGGAACUUAACCUAAUUAACACUAAUAUUAGGAAAUUAGACCGCAACACGUUUGCUGGAAACUCUAAACUAGCGUUUCUGUCUUUGAAGAAGAACCACGGUGUCAUUAUUGGACCUUCAUUUUUGAUUUCCAACUCGAUAACCGAGCUGGACAUAUCGGAAUGCGGAUUGAAAACGUUAAAAAGCGUAUACUUUAAUGGUUUACCUAAUUUAAAGUACUUGUUCGCGAGUAAAAACGAAUUAAGAAGCCUAGGAUUUCAAUUUGGGCCUUCUAGUCUUAAAUACGUGAAUCUCGCUCAUAACCACAUCACCGACGUUGAAGAAGAUCUAGAAUCGUACAAGCGGCUAAGAACGAUUGAUCUCACGGGCAAUCCAAUAAACUGUACCUGUGAACUGGUGGACAAAGACCGGAUACUCGCGGCUAAAGGUGUGGCGCUCGGUAAUACGAUUAAUUGUGUAAACACUGGAAGAUCGCUGAAUGAUAUGAUCGAAGCGUGUUCAGAUAAAGACAUGAUGGGAGACGACGCCGAAGCAGAUAUCUACAAAGCCGAUAAUUUAUUGAAAAUCGACAACAGCACAUUACAAGAACACGACGAUUUCAUCGAUUCGGGUUCUGGAUCGGGUAGCGGAGACGGAGAAAACGAUUUUGUAAACAAACCAACCCAAUCACCUAUACUGACCACUCAAGCUGCCGUGCCCGAAGUCAGCGAGGCGACUCCGAACAAAACACAGGUUCUGACAGUGCAGACUGCUUUAUCCGAAAACCAAACUGACAUCCAAAAUACAAUUGACAGUAACGAGACAGCCGCCUUAAUUCCAGUGACAGAAAAUCCCAUAACCUUACAGCACAUCAGCGAAACGCAUAAUGAACCAGAGACGCCGGUCGUUCCGAAAGUGGAAUUAUCUCUACCUGUUGAACCCACGGCGGCAGAAGACCAGAUAACUACUGAUAAGUCCAAUAAGCCACCAGUAGACACUGUUACCGAAUCUCAUUCAACGACCAAGCCGGUCGAGACUGCCACCAAAUCUCAUUCGUCUACUCCGGAAACGAACAAUUCGAGUUCCAAUAACGGUAUUGUUCCGCAAACGAUACAAGCGCCGGAAGACGAAAAAAAGGUGCCGACCAAAAUCACCGAGUAUUUAAAAUCGAACACGGGAAUAACGGCUACCGCUGCCGUACUAGCGAUCGUGAUCAUCGCCAUUAUCUACAAAGCCGUGUGCUCGGGUCACAAGAGAAACCACGGUCCGAUAACAAACGAGAAAAACGUGGAGCUCAAAGACAUCAAGUACAUGCCAGCCGACACGGAAGAUUGCAACCACCAUCACGACGACACCCCUACGGGUUCGGUGGAAGACAACUUGCUAGAAGACCACGACAGCGACGAUGAGGACUACAGUAUUAGCGAAGAUGUGCAACCAUCUCGGAAAUCGCCAACAGCAAAUGGUCAUGCGACAAGUGGUUUGCUAAACAGCUCAGUGGACGCACCGAACAACCGCGAGGAACUGUCGAGGACUUCACCCAACAGCCAGGACAGGCCAACCAAAGUAAUCGUGAAAAUGGCCGAAACGCCAAAAGCUCAGAGACCUUGCAUUAAAAACUUCACUAAUGUUUAAACAUAUUUGCGGUUCUGUUAAACUAAACGACUCAUAACUACACGGUUAAUGACUUUUUGUUCUUGACGUUUUGUGGAUGAUUACUGCUGGAACGUAUCAUCUGUAAUUAUCGAUUGUAAAAAUGUUUUUAUUUAUUAUAAUAUAUUUAAUAAUAAUUUUUAUACUGUUAAUUUUAUAUUAUUUCGAAUUUAAUAUUAUUAUAAUACACGUUUAAUAUUUUAUGUACAACAAAAAAAUUAAUGUAUAUUCUCAUUAACAGAAACCUUGUUAACAAAUAAUUAUUUUUAUUGAAAUGAUAGUAACCGGUAUGUGGACGUACGCUAUUAUUGGACAAUUCUCAUGUAGUUAACCAGCAGCCAGAUAAAAAAUAUACAUAAUAUAUUAUUACUCCCUCAAAAAUAUAUCUUAUUUCAAGGUUCUGAAUUCUUUGUUGCUAUACCUUAAGUUGAAAGUGUUGAUGUUUAAUAAUAGAUGUCAUUUUUUUUACUACUAUACAUUUUUAUUUAUAACUAUCUGUGACCAAUGUUAAAUGUUAAAUGUUAAUGUAAAUUAUAUUAAUGUAGGUAUACGUUUAAGAAAAUUUGUUAUUGUAUAUAUAAAUUAUUAUAUAUUUAUACAAGUGUCCACAUUUAAUUGAAUUUUUUUAAAUAUUUUCGUACUUAAAUGUAUGUUUGUUCACAGUAAGAAAUAUCAAUUUUUAAGAAGCCAUUGGACAUUUGCUCACUGAUUUAUAAACACAUUUAAAAUUACAAAUGUUAAGGUUUGGUUCCUAAAAAAAAUUGUAUGUUCGACUCUAAAAAAAAAAAGGUGCCAUUAUUUGGCUUUGAUUUUUAUUUGAUAAUGAAACUGGUGAACUGUUCACAUAUACCUGUACAAAUAUUUAUAAAAUGUGAUAACUACAAUUUUUAUAUUUAUUUUAUCGACUUAAUUUUCACUGACUGUUUUUAUUGUUUUUACAUACUACCAAAAGUAUAAAAUAUAAAAAACCGUUUAAUAUAUUAUAUUUAUCGUGUAUUGCAAAU